AUGUUAUCAACUAUCUUAGUUUAUUUACUUUUCAGUUUAAUACAGAGAAGUAUCUCUUAUAACCUUAGUCCAGAAGAUGAAAUAAAUGUUCCUGUUUUUCAGCCAGUUCCAUCUUUAACAAUAGAUACUUCUUUACUAUGUAAGGAUGCAUAAUCAAAUUAGUUAUAACCAUUUACUCAAUCGUCUAAAAAAUAUGUAGCGCUUAGCAUGGGAAAUUGUGGAGUAUAUAUCUUUGAUAUUACUUAUUUAAAUAAUCCUUUGAUCGUUUUUAAUGACACGCUUGCUUUUAAUGGAUACACAUAGGGAAUAACUUUCAGUGAUACUACAAAGUUUCUAUGGAUUGGACAUUCGACUGGUUAAUUUUUUGGUAUCGAUACUAAAAUUUAACCUUUUGCUAUCACCGUUAAAGGAGUAUCUAAAGGUAAUUUAUCAAUAAACAAGAUAAUCCUAUGGCCUCUGGAUAAUAAUGUCCUCUUUUUAAUGUGUUUUACCUAAUUUUAAAUAUUUAAUUUUAGGGAGCCAAGCUAAGGGUUGAUCUAUCUAUAAUCAGUAAACGUUAAUGGAAUUAAUACCUUCUAAAUUGAAUUUGUUAGAGGAUAUUCAAUUGCUUUAGUUACUACAUCAAAUGUAGGAGUUUAGUUUUUUACAGUUAGCAAUGGAAAAGAUAUAAACAGUAUCUCUUUUACUUAUUCCUGUUUUCUAAAGCCUUUGUUUUUUGAUGUUACUAAUUUCUAACUAAUUGAUGAGAAUACGAUCGCUAUUAUGAUGGUAUACAGAGGUGCUUAUAUCUAUAAUAUUUAAAAUUUUCUUGAUAGUGGAGGCUAGACUUGUACAACUACUAUAUUUUAGUGGAUUGAUUAAACUGAAAUUGAAGGAUAAGGUGGUUAAAUGUAUCUUUCUUAAAAUAGAAGAUAUCUCUAUACAUAAUUUAGAUCAGUGGGAGUUCAAGUAUAUGAUGUUAAGGAUAAGACAUUCUAAAUUGUCCAAAGAAUAUUUAUUGAAUCUAACUGUAACGAUAUACGAUUAAGCAGUGCAGAAGAUCUCCUUUAUUAUACGAACUCAUUAACAUUGUAAAUAUUUGAAAGGACUACGCCAAACUUCAACAGAGACGUUCCAAAUUUAAUGCUGAAUUAGUAUUAGAUUACUUCUUAUAACUUCUUCAAAGAAGAGCGUAAAACUGGCAGUCUAGAUUACUACUGCUAUUUCAACUAGAAUAAACAAGAACUAUAUAUGGCGAGAGCUGAUUUUGGAGCUGCUGUUUUUAAAUAUCCUGGACAAGGAAUUUUAGAGAGUUAAUCAUUCGUCUAUAGAUAAUCAAGUAAACCGUUUCCAAAUAGUAAAAUUGCUUUUCUCUAAGAUAAUAGCACAGCUUAUCUAUCUCGUAUAGCAGGUGGAUUAUCAAUUAUCGAUUUUAGUAAUUCUAGUUCUCCAGUAAUAUUAAAAGAAAAUGUUACUUUAGGUUCUCCUAUUGUUGCCUUUGUUUAUGUAGAAUUUUUCAAAGAUUUUUAAUUUGGAGUUGUUUGUAAUUACGUAAAUGGAUAUAUAAUUUCUAUUAAAGACCCUCUAAAUCCUUUUAUUAUCAGUGUCAUAGAUACAUAUAAGUACACAGGAGGAGAUGCUAGCUUUAUUAAAGCAUUUAUAAGUAAAGACAACAAUAGAAUGUUCAUGAUGCUCGAAUCUCUUGGCAUGUUCGUAGGAAAUAUUACUGACCCGUUAAAUCCUUAAAUAAUUUCUUCAUUUUUUGCUUUUGGAUGUGCAGAUUUUAAAUUAACUUAAGACGAAAAGUAUGGCAUUUUAGCUGCCACUUUCAAAGGUAUUAUAAUAUUGUAAAAUCAACCUAAUUAUACACUAACACAAAUAUCUGAAUUGAAGGUAGUGGGUUCUCUUCAUCAUUUCAUUUUAAUGUCAAAUGAUUAGUAUAUUUUAGCUACAACUUUUGAAUAUUCUUCAAUAAUUCUAAUAAGCAUAGUUGAUAUUCUUAAACCUACAAUUGUGUAAAUUAUUGGAGAUUCAGGUGCAUGUGGUUACUAUAGCUUGUGUCUUACAAGUGAUAAUACAUAGCGAUAAGUCUUGCCAAAAAGAUAACCAUUAUAAGUUGGCUAAAAAAUUGAGAUGCAUUUGGUUCCCAUUUAUUAGAGUUAAGGUAUAAGAGUUAACAGUGCUCAGUAUUAUUUUUAAAAUACUCUUCAAGCUUUACCCUCGUGGAUAAUAUUUUAGCCAAGCACUUAAAUAUUAAGCUUGAGCAUCAGCAAAGAUUCCCUUUAAAGAGAUAGUGAAGGGUAGUAUAUUGACACUAUUCAGUAAGUAGUUUUCCUAACUUACUAGUCAGUAGUAGACUCAGCUUUUGUAAAUAAUUACCUACAAAUCAACGAUGAUGACUCUCUUUCUAUAAAGGAAGCCUGCAUAAUUACUGGAAUUAUGGAUUAAAGUGGAUUCGUUUAACCUUCCUAUACUCCAUCUUAAGAAUUAAAUCUUGGAAUAAAUGAAUAAAUUUAUCUAGCAAAAUGGUAAGGGUCGUAAUAAAGCCUCGUUAAGAAAUUUAUAUAGUAUGUUAUAAACUAAAAUAUUAUAAAUUAUACUAUCAGCUUUUAUAUUACUUAAUCCAUUCAAGUUGAUUUAAAAAAUAAGAAUUAAAUUAUAUUUUCUAUUUCAAAUGACAUAACAGUUGAAUUACAAAUUGUUGAAAGAAUUGCUGGGGGAUAUACUCUACCAACAAACAAGAUUAAAUUUGUCAAUAAAAGCUAUUCAAGUGUACUUAUUCUAAUUUCUUCUGCCUCAGAUUAACUUAAACUUGAGGGUAGCCUUAAUAAUAUAAAUAGCAUCUUAUAAAACGGUUUGAAGUAUUCAAUUAGUAAAAACAUUUCCUCUGAAGAUAUAUUAAUUUAAAUGACAGUUUCUGAUGGAGUUAACUAUGAUUAUAUCAAUACCUUUUCUUAUAAAGACGCGGUUUUUUUAUCUCUAUAAACUCCAGUUACUCUUUCAUAAGACAUUAAUUUAUAAAGUGACUUUAACUCUAAAUAUGAUAGUGGAAAAAUUUAUAUUUAUGACAGUUUUUAGUAUCAAAUAAGUAGCUCAGUCUUUACAUGUAAUGAUUCACCUAUUUUACAGUACUCAGUUAAGAUAAAAUAAGAAAACCAAUUUGUUGAUAUUCCUAAAGGUUAUUGGAUUUAAUUCUCUCCUACUGAUAGAGUGUUAACUGGAAAUCCCCCAGUUUCUUAUUUUAACAGCUUUGUUGUGAUCUAAGUUAAUGCUACAGAUGGCUACACUUAUAGUGUUGACCAAUUUACCAUAAAUCCUUGCCUGAUACCUUUCAGUUACGCUAUUCAGUUAGCUAUUUAAAUUCUUGGACCUAUAUUUGGUAUACUAGGAUUGUAUAAGUAUAAGCAUUUGAUCUAUAAUAUAUAUUUUAAAUAAUAAUAUAUCUACUCUAAAGAUGUUGCUUAUGUAGGAGAAAUAUAUUAAAAAUAAAUAACAAUAACUAAUGAUGUUAGAGGUUUAGCAAAGAAAUUAUGGAAAUUUUUCCAAAAAACACUAGGAGAGAAAGAGAUUUUGUGUUAAUUAUCUCAGUAAUUAAUGAAAGAAAAUUAGGCUACAAGCUACCAAUACUUUAAUCCUAAAAAGAGAGAGGAGGAUUUAAAAAAUAUAGAAGAAGAAGAUGAUAUUAGUUUUGAAGAAGAGGUUAUUAAUAAAAUGUACCCUUUUGGAGUAAAUAAAGAUUAAAUAGGAAUAGUAGAUAGAAAAUCUAAAAAUAUUAUGAUGCAAAGUUCGCAAAAGUUAAAUCUAUCUUUAAAAAGAGGAUUAUCAGUAACCAAGACUAUUAACUAAAAUGAAAAUAGUCCAAAAUUUGAAUGUUCUCUACCAAAUACGGAAAAAUGUACUACAAAUUUUCAAAUUAAUAACUAGAUUUAAUAAAAUCAAAAUCUUUUUAAAUCAACUAAAUAUGAAGUAAAGUAGAAAAGAAAAUUAGUGGAUUAAAAUGUAAACUCUAAAUCUGUAGCUGACAGCAUAAGAUUUGAUCUAUUACAAAUGUCAACCUAACACAUUAAAAUGGAUUAAAGCAACAUAAAUUAUCUAGAGGGAAAUGAAAUUAAUCUUUUUGAAAAUGGGCAAAUUAAUUUUUCAUCAAUUUUAUAAUUCAUUAAAUAAAAAUAAGAAUAGCUACAUGAAAAAAAUAGAAUUCUUAAUGAAAAGUAGCUAGAAUCUCUUUUAAAUAGAUAUUCUAUGUUGUCAUAAGCUAUUUGCUGCUAUUUUGUAGACUACUUAAUCGAAAAAGAUAAAAUUACUAAAAAAAUAUUUGAAUGUAUGCAUAGUAAAGCUUGCCAGUAUUAUUUGAAAAUAGAUUGGUAUAAAGCAUAUGUUGACAUAAAACAUUCUUUUGAUAACAUGAAUUCUUACCCUGAAAUUAAUAUUAAUGAAAAGACAUAUUCUGCUUCUCUUAGAGAAAUUUUUAGCUCUAUUUCAAGAUAUUAUUAUGAUCCAGAUACUAAAAAUCCUAAGGAAAUAAGAUUUUUCUAGGCUUUACUCAAAGAAGCUAUUAAAUCAAGGGCCAUUGGGUUCUCUAGCAAAUCUACUUAAUUCCUUUAAGUGACUCAAGGAGAGAGCUUACAUACAUUUAGCCACCUAAUUUAGUCAGUUAAGACAUUCGAAAAAAGCUCUUAUACCUUAUGUUGUUAUACUUUGCGUAAGCUUCUAGACAUCCAUUACUUAGAAAAAGGAUUAACAGAUAAUGAAAAACUGCCUUCUUGGAUUCACUCUAUAGAUUUAAUUAAUGGAGUAAUAUUAAUUAGUGGAAUUCCAGAGAAAAAAGAUAUAGGAAGCAUAUUAAUUAAAAUUAUAGACUCAUCUUAGUUCAUUGUUAAAAGCUUUGAAAUCCAAGUUCUUUAAAAAUAAACAGAAAAUAACGGAGAGAAAAUAAUUUAAACACAUGGUUAAAAUCAUACUUAAUUAAAGAAAGCUUCUACCUUUGCUAAAAAUGCUAAUCUUGAAAUUUAAUUAGCCUAAUCAUAUUAAAUACAUGAUAUUAAUCAAUUAAAUGGAGAAAGCUCUCCUUAUUCCCCAAUAAAUCACAUUAAAUAUGCAGACUUAGAUGAAUAACCCUUAUAAUUGGAUGAAGUAUAAGAGAUUGAAUUAAAAUCUAUGAAAACUGCUUAACAAAAUAUACAAUAAAGAAAAUAAUAGUUAGUUAAGUCAUUAAAAUAAUCUGAUUUUGCUGUAAAUAUGAGUCAACAAGCAAAUAAAGAUAGAUAAUCAAAAUGUUAAUAAUAUUGA
Tetrahymena thermophila SB210 is the source of this 5268-nucleotide messenger RNA. RefSeq lists its product as hypothetical. Gene Ontology annotation, molecular function: calcium ion binding. The record is from RefSeq and is a predicted model, not a curated record. NCBI's taxonomy places the organism in Eukaryota, Ciliophora, Oligohymenophorea, Hymenostomatida, Tetrahymenidae. Gene Ontology annotation, cellular component: membrane. The transcript is spliced from 5 exons.